Messenger RNA from Lates calcarifer (barramundi perch), 1551 nucleotides. Its product is annotated as cysteine-rich and transmembrane domain-containing protein 1. The transcript has 3 exons. The coding region runs from base 188 to 592 and encodes 134 amino acids. The record is from RefSeq and is a predicted model, not a curated record. Gene Ontology annotation, cellular component: extracellular exosome. Lineage: Eukaryota; Metazoa; Chordata; Actinopteri; Centropomidae.
CCUUCUAAUGACGUCACGUCCCGCUAACGUGAUACGCACUAGGUUUCAGGAGGCUAGAGAGUCGCUCAUCGCGGUCAAAAUAGUAAUAAAUACAGGAGACAGAAGGAGUUUCUCUUCAAACAGACAUUGCUGCUAUUUACGCCAGACAGGAACACUAUUUAUUCUAAGGUGAUUGUUCAACCCAAAGAUGAAUUUUGAGCAGCCCCCUCCAUACCCAGGCAGCGGCCCCACUGCUCCAGGCUACCCAGCCCAGGGCCCACCUCCACAAGGCUACCCACCUCAGGGUUAUCCUCAACAGGGAUACCCUGUAAACAUGGAGCAGCCUAAUCCAGCAUACCCUAACUACCCACCCGGACCAGUGGGCCCCGGAGGUCCUUAUCCCGGCCCAGGACAGCCUCCUUACCAUGGAUACCCUGGACAACCACAGUUUGGCUGGCAAGGGGGACCCCCUCCUGGCCCUAUGUAUGGGGAAGCUCCCAAAAACACAGUGUACGUGGUGGAGGACAGGAGAAGAGACGACACAGGAGACACAUGCCUGACAGCCUGCUGGACAGCUCUGUGUUGCUGCUGUCUCUGGGACAUGCUGACAUAACGCUGUUCACCAACUGUUCACCCCCAUAACCCCCUUGCCCCCCAUUUCUGUGCCUCAGAUCCCAUCGCCCCGCUCCCCCCAUCUGCCUUAAACCUUGCACGCCCUUAAAACUACCCCUCCAUUUCCUCGACACGUUUUUUGCACGUCUAUAAAUAAAAGCCUCGAUCCCAUGCGGAAGUCUCUUCCCAAGGCCUCCCACUCUACCUUGAUGUGAAACCCUCAGCACUGACUGACUGACCGACCCUGUCCAGGAGCUACUCUGUAGCAGCUUGUAACUGAGCUUCUCAACAUAACCUGAAUCUCAGGCUCUUUAUUACAAUUGCACACCUACACACAACAGGCAGCACACACACAGACAAGGUAGACACACAAAAACACGUACACACAUACAGUAUACUUGGAUCUCAGGCUCAUCUAGUGUGAUGCUCUUUGGCACUUUAUGAUGAUUACCUCUGUAAGAUACUACUCCUGCCUGCCCUUUCAACCAUCUCCAACCCUUCCCAACCCCCCCCCCCCCCCCCUUCAGCUGCUUAUCCUGCCCCAGGACUACCCCUUAUCCUAUACCCCAUACCCCAAAGGCCACUAAGACCCUGGCUGUUAAUGAGCCACUGGGUGCUACAUGCUUGAAAUGUAUCCCUUUCAUUUGCACAGAAGCUGUUUUUGCCGACAUACGUCUUCAGGUGGAAUCAUAUGACAAUAAAUGGAAUGCAUUUUUAAAGAUGACAGUGAUUUAUGUUUGAUUACUGUUCACAUUAUAUGGCCACAAUGUUUUUUUUUCAUGGUGAUCUUGAUAAGAAAAAAAAAUUCCAAUAUAAUUUUUAUUACAUACCUUGGAGAUAAAACUGAAAAUGUGAAAAAAAAAUGUUGUGAUUGCUCAACAGAGAAAACCAAAUGACCUGUUGUUUGCCUUUUUUGCUUAAGAUGAGAAUCUUGCAUUAAAAUAAUUUAUUCCCAUGAAA